This is a messenger RNA of Sus scrofa (pig), 2102 nucleotides long. RefSeq names its product adenosine deaminase domain containing 2 (gene ADAD2). Gene Ontology annotation, biological process: adenosine to inosine editing; RNA processing. The record is from RefSeq and is a predicted model, not a curated record. Gene Ontology annotation, molecular function: tRNA-specific adenosine deaminase activity; double-stranded RNA adenosine deaminase activity; double-stranded RNA binding. NCBI's taxonomy places the organism in Eukaryota, Metazoa, Chordata, Mammalia, Artiodactyla, Suidae. Gene Ontology annotation, cellular component: nucleolus; cytoplasm.
CCGAGAAGUAGGUUGUUGGCCAGGUGGCCACUCAGUCCACCUCCAGGCUCCAGCUACCUGGGAGACUGGCCUUCCCAUUGGCUGGGCCCUCUGUCGGCCCAGCUUUGUGGGCUCCAAUUGGCUAGCAGCGAGGCCGGAGGCGGAGCUCCUCAUCUGCCGGCUUGUGGCACGUGCUCCCCACGCGGGAGCCUGCCCGCCCGUGAAAAAGGGCGCGGGUGGCGCCAGAACGUGCCCCCUGUCCCCUCGGGUCUUCGUUUCCCGCUAUGACUUCCCAGGCCAGUGCAGCCCCAGGCGCUGACGACGGUGGCCGCAGGAAGCCCCGCCUGGCGGCGUCUUUGAAGAUGAACCCGGGACCCAGUCCCUGGAGGCCCUCGGCCAGCCUGGGUCAAGACCCCUGGGAGGCCGGGCCCGCCCGCAACUCAGAGGACGAUGAGCAAGGCCCAGGCGGGCAGCUCCAGGCCUCGGCGGCAGCGGGGGAUGGGCCCGCCGAGGACUUCCCAACGGCAGCCAGACGGCUGGACCUGCAGCUCAAAAACCCGCCGCCCAGCCAGGCCGUGACCCUGCUUACUGAGUACGCGGCGAGUCUGGGCGUCUCUCUGAUCUUUCGAGAGGACCAAACAGCAGACCCCUGCCUCCCCUUCUCUGUGCGCGUGGAGCUGGAUGGGGUGGUCUGCCCUGCGGGCACUGCCAAUAGUAAGCUGGAGGCCAAGCAGCAGGCGGCGCUCUCUGCCCUCCAGUACAUCCAGCAGCGGCUAGAGAACCCAGAGCCCACGACGACCCCUGGCCAGCCUCCCCUCACCCCUCUCAGCGUAGAGAACAUCCUGACUCAUGAGCAACGCUGCGCGGCCGUAGUCAGCGCCGGCUUUGACCGCCUGGUGGACGCCAGCUCGCCGUACCGAGCCUGCAAGGGGACUGUGGCUGCCGUCAUCCUGGAGCGAGAGGUCCCUGGUGCCAGGGGCCACGUCAAGGAGAUCUACCAGCUGGUGGCACUGGGCACCGGUGACAGCAGCUGUGCGGGGCGCCUGGACUUCUCGGGCCGGCAGCUCCAUGACUGCCAUGGGCUCGUGGUGGCCCGCCGGGCACUGCUGAGGUUCCUGUUCCGGCAGCUCCUGCUGGCCACGCAGGGGGGCCCCAAGGGCCAGGAGCGGUCGGUGCUGGCCCCCCAGCCGGGGCCCGGGCCCCCCUUCGCCCUCAAGCCCCGGAUCUUCCUGCACCUGUUCGUCAGCAGCACCCCUAAGGGAGCCGCCCACGACAUCUACCUCCCGCUGUCCUCGGAGGGCAGCCUCCGCCACAGCCCCCCGGCCCGCCUGCAGGCCCAUGUCCGGGGGGAGCUGAAGCCCGUGUGCUACGUGGCCCCUGCGCUCCGGGACACCCACGUGAGCUGCCUCUCGGCCAGUGACAAGCUGGCCCGCUGGGUUGUGCUGGGGCUCGGUGGCGCCCUGCUGGCGCACUUCCUGCCCCCGCUCUACGCCACCAGCCUGGUCCUGGCCGACCCCUGCCAUGACCCCCCGUCUGUGAGCAGGGCCAUCCACGGCCGGCCCAGCCUAGACAAGGUCUUGGGACCGUGUCUGCCUCCUCCCUACACCCGGACCACACUGCACCUGUUCACGGGGCCCUCGGUGGCUCCCUCUGACCCCAACUCCAACACCUGCCACGGCCUGAGCCUCAACUGGAGCCUGGGGGACCCUGAUGUCGAGGUGGUGGACGUGGCCACUGGGCGUGUGAAGGCUGAGGCUGCUCCCAGGCCUCCCUCCCGCCUCUGCAAGGCUGCCUUUCUCUGGGCUUUCCGCCAGGCUGCCCGGGCUCUCGGGAGGCCCCACCUCCUGGCCUUGAAGACCUACGAGGCAGCCAAGGCCGGGCCCUACCAGGAGGCUCGCCGGCAGCUGUCUCUCCUCCUGGACCAGCAGGGCCUGGGGGCUUGGCCCUCAAAACCAUUGGUGGGCAAGUUCAGAAACUGAAACAGACUUCUGGGGGCCGAGGUGCCUGGGCCGAGGGGGUCUCUGCUGGAGGAAGCUGCUGUGGGGGCGGAGGAUAGGAAUGCGCUGGCAGGAGGGGUGGGGCUGCGGCAUGUUGGGCCUGGAAUAAAGAAGCUCUUUCUGGUG